AUGGGUUUAUUUGCUUCUAAAUUAUUUAGCAGCUUGUUUGGCAACAGAGAAAUGCGUAUUCUUAUGGUGGGUCUUGAUGGUGCCGGUAAGACCACUGUAUUGUAUAAAUUAAAGUUAGGUGAAGUUAUUACCACAAUCCCAACCAUUGGUUUCAAUGUCGAAACUGUUCAAUAUAAGAACAUUUCCUUCACUGUCUGGGAUGUUGGUGGACAAGACAGAAUCAGAUCUUUAUGGAGACACUACUACAGAAAUACUGAGGGUGUUAUCUUUGUUGUUGACUCAAACGAUAGAUCACGUAUCGGUGAAGCAAGAGAGGUUAUGCAAAGAAUGUUAACUGAAGAUGAAUUAAGAAACGCUGUAUGGUUAGUUUUCGCUAACAAACAAGAUUUACCAGAAGCUAUGUCUGCUGCUGAAAUAACUGAAAAGUUAGGCUUACAUUCUAUUAAAAACCGUCCAUGGUUUAUUCAAGCCACUUGUGCCACAUCUGGUGAAGGUUUAUAUGAAGGUUUAGAAUGGUUAAGUAACAAUUUAAAGAACCAAUCAUAA
This is a messenger RNA of Arxiozyma heterogenica, 546 nucleotides long. RefSeq names its product Arf family GTPase ARF1 (gene ARF1). Lineage: Eukaryota; Fungi; Ascomycota; Saccharomycetes; Saccharomycetales; Saccharomycetaceae. The record is from RefSeq and is a predicted model, not a curated record. Gene Ontology annotation, cellular component: cytoplasm; plasma membrane. Gene Ontology annotation, biological process: vesicle-mediated transport; intracellular protein transport. Bases 1 to 546 code for a protein of 181 amino acids. Gene Ontology annotation, molecular function: GTP binding; GTPase activity. The transcript has a single exon.